Mizuhopecten yessoensis (Yesso scallop) is the source of this 1453-nucleotide messenger RNA. Its product is annotated as gamma-butyrobetaine dioxygenase-like. Gene Ontology annotation, molecular function: oxidoreductase activity. Gene Ontology annotation, cellular component: mitochondrion. The coding region runs from base 58 to 1374 and encodes 438 amino acids. The transcript is spliced from 15 exons. The record is from RefSeq and is a predicted model, not a curated record. NCBI's taxonomy places the organism in Eukaryota, Metazoa, Mollusca, Bivalvia, Pectinida, Pectinidae. Gene Ontology annotation, biological process: carnitine biosynthetic process.
UCAAAGGACAAUAUUGUGAAUAGUGAGGUAACUGCACGCGUUAAUAACGCACGAAGCAUGACACUGAUACACAUUAUGUUACAGACGCCAUUGAUUCAACCAGAUCAAUUGAAGACCUGCAAGGAGUUACUUUUAAAAUCAAGAUGGCGAUUUCAAACUUUUCCUCCAGCGCGCAACUUCAAUCAAACAGCUGGUGGUAUCGAGACGAUCAAUAUCGCUGAUGAUAGAAAAACUCUGUCACUAAAAUGGAAAGAUGGAGUAUUGUCAAGUUUCCACAGUAAGUGGCUGCGAUUUAAUUGUCGGUGCAGCAAAUGCAAUGAUACUGCCAACAGUUGGAUCUGGCCUGCCCAUGAAAUACCAAUGACCUUGACGAUACAAGCUGUCUCCACUACAGAGGAUGGUCAUGUCCACGUCCAGUGGAAUGAGGAGGAUCACGACGGAAUCCUCCCCGGGGAACAUCUUCUGCAACAUUGUUACUCCAAAGAGAACCAAAGGCGUUUAAGGGAUCAAGCAAAAUUACAUUUUAAUUCGGAGGUGACAAUUCCAGAGAUGUCCUGGCGAGAUGUACAGUCAUCAGAGUACUCCUUAUAUAGGUGGCUUAGAAAUAUCAAUGACCCGGGAUUAUGUCUGCUAACAGAUGUACCAGCCGAGCAUCACUACGCACGGAACGUUCUGAGUAAGAUUGGCUGCCUGACGGGAACCUUAUACGGAGAGAUAUGGGAUGUAAAACUGCAUAAGAAAAUGAUCAAUUCUGCAUACGGACGACAAGCUCUUCUCUUCCACACUGACCUGGCUAUAUACGAAGCACAACCUGGUGUACAAUUUCUACACUGUUUGAGAUUUGAUGACUCAUUGGAGGGCGGUGAAACCCUAUUUGUCGACCUAUAUCACAUAGCUGAGACAUUUCGGAGAGAUUUUCCAGAGGAAUUUCGACUGCUCACACAGGUUCCAUUUACUUUUACAAGGAUUCAUUAUGACCGUGCUGAUCCUGUCCACAUGAUUCUCAGAAGACCACUGAUAGCUCUUAACGAUGAGAAUCGGAUCAUCAAUAUGACAUGGCAUGAACACGAACUUGGGCCACCUCUGGUCAAUGAGAACAACGUUGAAGAGUUUUAUCAAGCUUACCAGCUUUUUUCAAGGGCUAUCAACGACUUUCCGUAUCGGAGAGUAGUUCGUCUCCGUAAGGGUGAUAUGAUCUGCUUCAAUAAUCGACGACUUGCUCAUGCCAGAAAUGCAUUUACUGGUGAAGGAGAGAGACACUUACAGGGCUGUUAUGUUAAUUCGGAUGACUUUAAGAGCAAGCUGAUGUAUCUCUCUCACAAGCUGGACGAUGGUAGACCGGUGUGUCACGUGGGCAACACGGACUGGACGUAAGAAGGGGGCACCAUUUUAUGUUUUAGCAUCGUGUAUGUAGUUAUUUACGACACAUUGAAGCAAAAGGACAAUGAUAAUG